AUGCGCGGCAGAAGGUGUGUACAGAAGCCAAUUGGUAAGUCCCAGGGAGAAUUCCAGAUGCCGAAUUCGGUUGAAAAGGUUUUGGCAUUCACAAGGGUAGAGAAACGUCUUCGAGAAGUCAUCUAUCAUCUUCGAAUUGGGGGUAUCGCGGCCAUCCAUCAUGAUAAGCAUUCUCAAUCCUCAGUGAUCAAACUCCGUGAUCUCCUCGAGAUGCCUCCUACAACUGUUGUACAAGAGAGUAUAUCUUCCUUCCACAGAAGCCAGCGCUCUCUUUUGCAGGUUGCUACGUCUUAUAUAUGGCAAGGGGCAAUGAAACGUCCGUAA
Molecule: messenger RNA, 324 nt
Organism: Paracoccidioides brasiliensis Pb18
Exons: 2
Coding region: 1-324 (107 amino acids)
Source: RefSeq, a predicted model, not a curated record